UUUUGAAUAAUUUUGAAAAAAAAAACGUUGAAAACACUCAUUCAUUCACAGAUGGACAGAGAGGUUUGACCAGAUCAUCCUGAAGGUAUUUUUACCUGCAGUCCUGCUUUAAGCUGCAGGUUGGACGCUGCUGUCGCCGCUGGAUGAGGGGAAUAACAGAUGGCUGGAAUGAGGAAGAGGUUCGUGUCCUCCUCAGCUGAAGAAGACGAUACAACCCCCUGGGAGAAUCUUCACCUCUCCGAUUUGGAUCCGGCCACCGAACAGGAACAUCCCUAUGCAUCUCUGCUCCACUGCCACCGAAUCCAAGACUCUCUGCUGAGCUCCAACAGCAACUUCACCGGAUACAGAGGCGUCCUGAACUGGAUUAUCAUCCUCCUCGUCCUGACUCAUGCCCACCUGUUCUUAGAGAAUUUUAUACAACAUGGCUUUUUGAUAGAUGUCAGAAAGAUUUUGGGCCAUCUGAUUGAGGACAGCUUCAACUGGCCAUCUGUUAACCUCAUAUUGGCUGCCAACCUAUUUGUACUGGUAGGAUUUUACUUGGAGAAAUCUCUAGAAAGGGGAGUCCUGUCCUCCACACACGGCCAUUGUUUACAUAUGAUAAAUCUGGGAUUCCUUCUGCUGUGUCCUGCUGUGGUCAUUGCCUGUGAGCCAAAAAUAUCAGCCGGUGGAGCAUUCUUCUCUCUCUGGUUCUACAUCAUUCUAGGAAUGAAGCUUUAUUCUUACCAGGAGACUAACUUCUGGUACCGCUUGGUUGAUUCAGAGAAGGACCUGGAUGGAUCUGUUGGCCAAACAAAUCUGACACUAGGAGAUCUGUAUUAUUUCCUCUUUGCUCCGACUCUGUGCUACCAGAGAGAUUUCCCUUUCACUCCAAAGAUCAGCAUCAAUAAGCUGUUCCACAGGCUGCUGGAAAUGGUGGUGGUUAUUCAGAUCAUGGUUGGCAUUGUGCAACAGUGGAUUGAGCCAAUCUUCCAGAGAUCAGAUAAUCCAUUUUCUGGCAUAGACAUCACCUUAAGAGUGGAGCACCUUGUUAGCCUGGCUGCACCGACACAUUUCCUGUGGCUUCUCUUCUUCUUUUUGAGUCACUCCUGCCUAAAUUUCUCCGCAGAACUGCUUCGCUUCGGGGAUCGACAUUUUUAUGGAGACUGGUGGAAUGCUCCAAAUUUAAUCACAUUCUGGAAGAACUGGAAUAUUCCCCUUCAGAAAUGGAGUCACAGGCAUUUAUGUUCGCAACUGGUGGAUAGGAAGGUUUCCCCCUCACAAGCGGAGCUUCUGGUCUUCCUCGUGUCUGCUGCUCUCUUUGAGUACCUGAUUGCUCUUCCUCUGCACAUCUGUCAUCUGUGGAUUUUCCUCAUGAUGGUAUUAGAGCUCUUGGUUGCAGUGUUCCUUGGAAGCUAUUUCCAUGGAAAUUAUGGAAACGGUUUUGUGUGGUUGUGCCUGCUGCUUGGACCUCCUCUGGCUGUGACUACGUACUUCCACGAUCACUACAUCCUCUAAAACGUCAGAGAUUUCAGUGAUAAUAGGACAUUUUCCUGGAAAAACUUUUUAUUUUUAUUUUUUAAUGUAUAUUUUCUUUAUGUAUAUUUUACAGCUCCAAGCUGCAUAACACUGAAACUCUGUUGAAUCUGUCACAAAGACCUGAAGGAAAGGUAGUCCAACCCAGUACUAUCCAGGGAUAGCUAAUUAUGUGGCCGUUGAGUGUAUAUCUGCGUUCAAACCCUGAACAUGUUUAUAAAUUAUCUGAAUUUAUAUAGCGCCUUUUUAGUCUAGACCACCCAAAGCACUUUACUCUACAGCCACAGUCACACAGGUAACUUCAGGGGAUGUGCCUUGCCCAAGGGCAUAUUGACACAUGGGAGGAGGAAGCUGGAAUCAAACCCACAAUUUUUCAAAUGCAAGACAACUAUUCCGCCUACUAAGCCACUGUUGUCUCUAAUACAGGUUGUAUACUACUACGUGUGCAACUUGUUUACUGAGAAACUAACUUUCAGAAGUGAACAUCAACAGUUUAUUUCUACCAAUAUUAGUACAAUGUAUGUACAUUCCAGCAAUAUUGUUGGAUAUUGAGGUUGGGGUUUCCGGGACAACUCUGACAUUCUGUGUCAGAAUUCCGACUUCAGUUGAUUUUUCUGACUUCCAAGCACGAAUUGAACAUCCCAUUGAACUGCUUCCUUUCUAAUGCCUUGUAGCGGCUAGCUGUGUAGCAGUGCUAGCAUUUAGUGCUACAAACAAGUGCUAGUGCCGGCGGUCGAAUGUACAUAAAAGAUAAAAGGCAAGAGGAGAUUGUUUUGCAGCUUUAUAUUCUUCGUUUUACUGCUCACAGCAUUUUUUUGGCAUCUGUGCUUAAAAAACAAAAGUACCAUGCUCCUCACUGAUGCUUGUAUUGCAACCACCCUGUCCCCUGCUACAGCAUAGUGGCAUCCAAUAAAGUUUUAGAAUAAUUCCAAUAUUAAUCUUACUAAGCAAAAUAGAUGAGAUGUUAAAGCAAACUCCACUCAGAACAGGCCUCACCAUGGUCAAUCAAAGACUUUGACUACACAAGCUCAUCAUCAUAUCCGGAGGUUGCACUGAAAAUAGACGAAUGCAUGCUGCCAGCAUUGCUGCUAAGCCUGUCACUGCUCAGACCAUACGGCGCACACUGGCUGUCGUUCCAAAUGGAAGCCUCUUCUAAAGAUAAUGUACAAGGAAACCUGCAAACAGUUUGCUGAAGACAAGCAGACUAAGGACAUGGAUUACUGGUACCCGUCCUGUGGUCUGAUGAGAGCAAGAUAAACUUAUUUGUUUCAGAUGGUUUCAUGUGUGGCUUCAACCAAGUGAAGAGUACCAAGACAAGUGUGUUUUGCCUACAGUCAAGCAUGGUGGUGGGAGUGUCAUGAUUUGGGGCUGCAUAAAUGCUACUGGCAAUUGGGAGCUACAGUUCAUUUAUGGAACCAGGAAUACCAACAUGUACUGUGACAUACCGAAGCAGAGCAUGAUCCUUUCCCUUCGGAAACUGGGGCACAGGGCAGGACAUCCACCAGCUCUGUGAUGGCGUCAUGGAAGAGAAUUCCAGUAGCAACCUGUGAACAUCUAGUGAACUCCAUCUCCAAGAUAGUUAAGACAGUGCUGGAAAAUAAUAGCGGCCACACAAAAUAUUGACACUUUGGACAUAAUUUGGACAUUUUUACUUAGAGGUGUACUUACUUUUGUUGGCAGUGGUUUAGACAUUAAUGACUGUAUGUAAAGUUAUUUUAAAGGGACAGCAAAUGUACACUGUUGUAGAAGCUAUAUACCGACUAUGUUCAACCAGUGACAGUUGAGCUCAAUGUGAUUAUUUUAUGUGAGUAAUUAAUGCUUGCUAAUGGUUUAAUUUGAAAUAUUCCUGUUAUGAUCAUACUUUAUUGUGCCCAUUGUGUUUUUAUCUACAAAAGUAAAUAAUAUUCUUUGUAGUGUAUUUCAUGUGUUUACUGCAUUUUCAUCUUUUCUUACUGCACCUGGAAGAAAAGAUGAAAGUAGAAAGUCUCAAAAAUAAAAACUUUAGGUUGGAGAAACAAACUAUUUGUGAAAAUCUCCAAUUUCAGAAGGA
Messenger RNA from Girardinichthys multiradiatus, 3562 nucleotides. Its product is annotated as diacylglycerol O-acyltransferase 1-like. NCBI's taxonomy places the organism in Eukaryota, Metazoa, Chordata, Actinopteri, Cyprinodontiformes, Goodeidae. The transcript has 17 exons. Gene Ontology annotation, molecular function: diacylglycerol O-acyltransferase activity. Gene Ontology annotation, cellular component: endoplasmic reticulum membrane. Bases 160 to 1494 code for a protein of 444 amino acids. Gene Ontology annotation, biological process: triglyceride biosynthetic process. The record is from RefSeq and is a predicted model, not a curated record.